Molecule: messenger RNA, 2183 nt
Organism: Bemisia tabaci
Lineage: Eukaryota; Metazoa; Arthropoda; Insecta; Hemiptera; Aleyrodidae
Source: RefSeq, a predicted model, not a curated record
AUUCAUUUACUAAGUGUGUGUCACUCAGCUCUCUCUGGGAGCACAAAACUUACUGCAGCUGAAGAAGUUUUUGUUGGAAUAGUAUAAUAACAAAUCUUCUACCAUGAAUUCCUGGUUGAUAAUAUGUUGUUUUCUUGUUUCUUUGAUCAGUGGUCCCUAUUGUGCAAGCCUUGAUUCUGCCAUGUCGGGGACUUUUUUGUAUUUCGCCUAUGGAAGCAAUCUACUCACCAAGAGAAUUCAUAUCAACAAUCCAACUGCUGUUCGGAAGGGCAUCGCUAAAUUGGAGAAUUAUCGGUUGGACUUCAACUACUACUCUCACCGUUGGAAAGGCUGUGCAGCAACAGUUGUGCCAGAUGAGGGAAAGCAUGUCUAUGGUGCACUAUGGGAAAUUGGGAAUGAAAAUAUGGCAGCCCUUGACAAGCAAGAAGGCGUGGAUACCCAUGUUUACGAGGUAAUCAAAGUCUCUGUGCAAACGCCAGAGGGAACCAGUGUUGAGAGUCGAAGCUACCAACUUUGUGAUCUCCCCCCACCAGUACCGGAGGGAGAGAAGUUUCCUGAUGAGCGGCGGCCAUCAAAAAUUUAUCUCCGAACAAUCAUCGAUGGAGCCAUAGAAAGCAAAUUACCUGCCGAGUACAUAACUUAUUUGCGGUCUUUCCCUGAUAACGGCUAUGAAGGAGAAAUCAAUUUACAUGACUCAAAUUCAACCUCUAGUGGAUAACUUUGCUAACUAAGCAUUGCAAAAGUCUGAAAUAUCUCUCUUAAUGCCUUAAUGUUAACUUGAUUCCUCUCCUAGUUCAAUUUACUCUCUACUCAAUUGCAAUAACAUUCAGAAUGCUCUUUUAAAGUUUUCAUACUUUUUGAGGACCUGACAAAAAUUAAAAUUUUGCUAUAGCUUCAUGAUCAUAUUUCGAUAGUUAAAUGCGAAUCUCAAUCAUAAUGUUUAGAAAUCCCUAAUUAUUUUCCAUUUUCUUUAAGGACAAGUACCUAAUCAAAAAUUGUCCUUGCAAUUUUAUGUGUUUUCUUAGAAUGAGUGAAAAAAAUUCACCGAAACUUUUGAUAGAAUUUUUUGGUUAGUUUUCAUUUUUAAAAAAAAGAAAACAUAAUUGGAGACUUAGAACUUUGUUAUUUAAGAUUCGUGCUAUCUGAUUUCAGCCAUCGAAUGUCACUGACAUUCAUCCCUUAAGAACUUAUAGCCCAGGGCCAUACAGCUACCAAGGGUGAGAUAGGUGCCAUUUCGUUGGGUCUUUUAGCAGCACGGAGCCUGCCCUAGUAGCAACGACUGUUAAAAAUCUUCGACUGAUGAAAUUUAAGGAAAAAAAGUGGUGAAAAAUUCUUAAAAUAUCAAUGUGGUUUUUCAACGCUAAAAAUGAUUUGAAAAUAUGUUAAAAAAUUACAAUAAUAUUCCAGAGUUUUUUUAACAUUUUUUUCCUUGAAGUUUACUUAAAUUUUAUUUUUUGUAAAUUUUAUUUUUCAAAAAAAUAGCCAAAAAGGGUUUCUUAGUACAAAAAUGUUGAUAGUUUCUUUAGGAGUUUUUAAAGAAUAUUUUAAAAUGCUAUUGCUAGUAGGAUGUAGACUCAAAGUUUACCAUUUUAGCACUUCCUGUUUUAAUUUUUCAACCAUUUUUCACGGUGGAGUUUCCUCAUUUUCAAUUUUCUUGCUAAUUGACGAAUAUAAACAGCAUAGGUCUGGAUUGAUGAUUAACUUUUCACUGAUAAAUGAUACAUGCUCACUAUGAUUGACAGAAAAUACCACUUAUUCUUAUUAGACUAGAAUUUAGCACUGUUUUUGGAAGUCAGCAGCAAUUCCGAACUGAAAGUUGCUUGCAUAAACAGCUGACUAUUAGUGAAAGAAAGGUGGCAAAAUCCAGUUGAGGGUUAGAGAGAUGCUUUUACACUCUACGGAGACUUCCUGGGGUAGGAGUUGGUGCAAUAAAUGGACUAAAUUUUGCAAUUAGGAACUAAAAUUUCCAGCUCAAUUUAGGAGCAACAUAAGUAAUAGGUAUUCGUUUCCCAACAUGUGUACGUAAGUGUUCUUACAGAUGAGCCAGAAAUUAUAGUUCUGGAUUGCAAAAUGUAGUCCAAAUGGUUGUAAAGCUACAGCAAAAUUUCUGUUUUUUCUUGAAUCCUGAGCUAGCAAUUGAGUCUGCAUAUGAGGAGAAAGCAGUGCCAAAAAAAAAAAAAAAA